Ictalurus furcatus (blue catfish) is the source of this 508-nucleotide messenger RNA. Its product is annotated as ATP-binding cassette sub-family G member 4-like. Gene Ontology annotation, cellular component: plasma membrane. The coding region runs from base 89 to 508 and encodes 139 amino acids. The transcript has 4 exons. NCBI's taxonomy places the organism in Eukaryota, Metazoa, Chordata, Actinopteri, Siluriformes, Ictaluridae. The record is from RefSeq and is a predicted model, not a curated record. Gene Ontology annotation, molecular function: ABC-type transporter activity.
UAUUGGAGUUCUGAUUGGUCUGCUGUACCUGAACAUCGGCAACGAUGCCAGCAAAGUGUUCAACAACACUGGAUUCCUCUUCUUCUCCAUGCUCUUCCUCAUGUUUGGUGCAUUAAUGCCCACUGUCCUCACUUUUCCUCUGGAGAUGGCAGUGUUUAUAAGGGAGCAUCUGAACUACUGCUACAGCUUAAAGGCCUACUACCUAGCAAAGACCGUUUCUGACAUUCCAUUCCAGAUUUUAUGUCCCAUACUGUACUGUAGUAUAGUCUAUUGGAUGACAGAGCAGCCUCCAGAAGCGUUCCGAUAUGUGCUUUUUAUGGCUCUGUCUACCUCCACUGCCCUCGUGGCUCAGUCUCUGGGCCUCCUCAUUGGAGCUGCUUCCACCUCUCUGCAGGUGUGUAAAUACAUCACAGAUACAUAUACAAGAAUAAUGAUACACAAGCCAGUUUAUCAGCCACACCUUACCAACGAAUCCGACGCGAGUGAAGGCUCCGCCCCCUGGCUGUAA